Messenger RNA from Neopelma chrysocephalum (saffron-crested tyrant-manakin), 2416 nucleotides. It is a transcript of the gene LPCAT1, whose product is annotated as lysophosphatidylcholine acyltransferase 1. Gene Ontology annotation, molecular function: calcium ion binding. NCBI's taxonomy places the organism in Eukaryota, Metazoa, Chordata, Aves, Passeriformes, Pipridae. The transcript has 14 exons. Bases 130 to 1713 code for a protein of 527 amino acids. The record is from RefSeq and is a predicted model, not a curated record.
GAGCGCUCCGGCCGCCGGUGCCGCCCGCAGUCCCCGCCCGCUCUCCAGCACUCCCGCCCGCAGCUGCCCGGGCACCGGCGGUCGCCGCGCAGCGCCCGCUCCCUCUCCCGCGCCGGGUCCUGCCCCGCCAUGAAGUUGAGCAGCCGGGGCCGGGGAUGCUGCGUGGGCGGCAGCCGGGAGCGCGGGCCGCCGCCGCGGAGCCCUUUCGUACACCAGCUGCGCUUCAGCCCCCUGGAGAAAGCCAAGAUUGCCUUCAUGACCUUGACUCUGUUUCCUAUCCGACUCUUUUUUGCUGCUUUUAUGAUGUUGCUGGCCUGGCCUUUUGCAUUCCUUGCUUCAAUGGGAUCUGAUGAGCGAGAGCUUGAAAAACCCCUCUCCUGGUGGCGAAGGAUAGUGGAUGUUUUGCUGAAGGCAAUCAUGAGAAUGAUGUGGCUUGCUGGUGGAUUCCACUGGAUAAAUGUUAAAGGCAGACGGGCAUUGCCAGCGGAAGCAGCAAUAUUAACUGUGGCUCCCCAUUCUUCCUACUUUGAUGCCAUUCCAGUAACUAUGACCUUCGCCUCCAUUGUGAUGAAAGCAGAAAGCAAAGAUAUUCCUAUUUGGGGAACUCUAAUCAAAUACAUCCGACCAGUAUUUGUGUCUCGGUCAGACCAGGAUUCUCGCAGGAAAACCGUUGAAGAGAUAAAGAGACGUGCUCAGUCUGAUGGGAAAUGGCCACAGAUAAUGAUAUUCCCAGAGGGCACUUGCACAAACCGAUCCUGUCUAAUUACAUUCAAACCUGGAGCAUUUAUUCCUGGAGUUCCUGUGCAGCCAGUGGUUUUACGUUAUCCAAAUAAACUGGACACAAUCACAUGGACAUGGCAAGGGCCAGGAGCGUUUGAAAUUCUGUGGCUUACUUUGUGUCAGUUUCACAAUUCUGUGGAAAUCGAGUUUCUACCUGUGUAUAUUCCUUCAGAAGAAGAAAGAAAAAAUCCAGUGUUAUAUGCCAAUAACGUCAGACGUGUAAUGGCAGAGGCGCUGGGAGUUUCAGUGACAGAUUAUACAUUUGAAGACUGUCAGCUAGCUUUGGCUGAAGGACAACUUCGUCUGCCUUCAGAUACAUGUCUUUUAGAAUUUGCAAAGCUUGUGAGAAGCCUUGGGCUGAAACCAGAAACACUUGAAGAUGAUCUUGAUAAAUAUGCUGCAAGUGCCAUGAAAAUGAAGAAAGAAAAGGUUGAUCUUAAAGAAUUUUCAGCAUACUUGGAAUUUCCAGUUUCUCACACAUUAGAAAGUAUGUUCACACUUUUUGAUGAGAAUGAAGAUGGUGUAAUUGACAUUCGGGAGUUUGUCAUUGCUCUGUCAGUUGUCUGUAAGCCAUCCAAAACUCUGGAAACAAUUCAGUUGGCAUUUCAGCUAUACCAAUCAGGAAGUGGAACUAUAACAGAAGAGGAUUUAGCUCAUAUUCUGAAGACUGCCAUGGGUGUAUCACAGAUUAAUGUUACACAUCUCUUCAGAGCUGUAGAUGAAGAAGAAAAAGGAAAGAUUACAUAUGAUGACUUCUACACAUUUGCUGAAUUGCACCCCCACUUUGCAGAAGACUAUCUCUAUGCUGAUCAGAUGGGAGCUGAGAGCAGCUUGGAGACUUCAUCUCUUUCUGCUCCUAAUGGUAUCUGUACUGACUUCAGCCCUGACAACACUGAAGAUAAAAACAAGCCCCUACAGAAGAAACUGAAUUAACACUGCAACUCUUACCUUCCUCUCCUGGUGAGAGGGUUGUCUUUUCUUGGGAUUUUCAUAAGUCACUCCAAUUAUACAGCAAAUACGAGUUUUGUGUGUGAAAGUUCUUCUACCUUAAUAUCAUUCUUUGAAUCAUAUGUGCUGUAUUUAACAACAUGUUCCAGGUUACUUUGGGAAAGGUGUUUUUAUUUUUUUGAAAAGGUCUUUGAUAGGCAAAAAUGUGAAUGUGCUUCAUUAUUAAUGUUCAUAUUUAAAGGAAGCGGCACACUUAUUUAUAUUCCAUUGGUUAGUUUCCUGUACAAAGUGUCGCACAAACUGUGCAUGUAAAAAGAAAGUGUAGCUACUAUGGUGUUAAGUGCACUUUGGUGAUAAGUGUUUUCCCUAGUUAUGGGGAUGUUUAUUUGGGGCCAAACUUUGUUGUCCAUAUUUGCAUAGUCAGUCCUGUUGACUUCAGUUGGAUUAUUCUCUUGAGCAGAGCAAGCAUAUUUUGGCCCUUUGUUUUGGUCUCAGUGAGCAGUUUGGAAACAGUAAUACAAAAACUUGCUGAGGAUUAUUUUUUAUUUUUAUCGUUGAAUGACAAAAUUGUUUUUCUUUCAAUCUAUUCCAUGGUAGAAUGAGAAGGAAGGGCUCUUUAUCCCUCACCCCAACACUUUUCUACUGUAAUCUUCCGGAUGCAAUUAAACAUGAAUUUUUUCCAAACUGA